AUGCCAUCUUCCGGUAAGAGGGCCCAACGGCCACGUCGAGAACCAAUGAUGAAGGUUGAUAUUCCUGACUCCUCACCUUCUCGUCCUUCCAAGAGAAGAAAGAAGGACAUGCGAAUCAAUGUUGGGCGUCACUCUGCUGAGGCUGAGGGUCAAGAUGAAGGACCCAUUAUCGAUAAUGGAGCUCCACAAGCGAUUGCUCCAGCUCCACAAGGUUACCAGCGCCCGGGUACACCUCCUCCUGCUUCUCGAAUUAAAAUUCCGGGUUCUAAUAAGAGAUCGCCUCCUGCAUAUUCGGCUGGUGGUACCAUGGUUAUGAAUGAUUCUGAGAGUGUUGACCUCAGUCUCGAUUCUAAUGCUCAUAUCAAGCCAGGUUACAGUUAUAGUCAAAUGAUUGCGCAGGCAAUUAUCGGAACUCCAGGUGAGACCUUGGUAUUGAAUGGUAUUUAUCAAUACAUCAUGCGCAGAUACGCUUAUUACAGACAUCAACCACCCCACGGUUGGCAAGUAAGUUAUUAA
This is a messenger RNA of Sclerotinia sclerotiorum 1980 UF-70, 516 nucleotides long. RefSeq lists its product as hypothetical. Bases 1 to 516 code for a protein of 171 amino acids. Gene Ontology annotation, molecular function: RNA polymerase II cis-regulatory region sequence-specific DNA binding; DNA-binding transcription factor activity, RNA polymerase II-specific. The record is from RefSeq and is a predicted model, not a curated record. The transcript is spliced from 3 exons. NCBI's taxonomy places the organism in Eukaryota, Fungi, Ascomycota, Leotiomycetes, Helotiales, Sclerotiniaceae. Gene Ontology annotation, biological process: regulation of transcription by RNA polymerase II.